GCAUCACCAGGCACUGCCCUUGUACCACGCUGGCACAGCGUGGCCAGGGGAUCCCUCUGCCUGCCCGCAGAUCCACCGGCUAGAGCGAGUGCUGGCACCUUGGCACAGACACAAGUGCUUGCACUUCAAGGCUGCUCACCUCUUCUCCCAGCCGCGAAGAGAAAGAAAAUUAAAUCUAUAGAAACUGCCAGGAGAGGCAAAUGCUGCCAAGGCAUUUCGGGAGAGAGCACUCUUCUUUGGAUUCAGUGUUCGGGUGGGGCCACAGAAGCCCCCAGGUCUGGGCCUUGAUCUAGAAAGCGCAUUGGGGGUCCCUCCUGGAGCCCUGCGUGCCCGUUCCCCGCCUAGGACAGGUCCAGAGCGGUGGCGGGGAUGCCACCUCCGUCUGCACCGGAGAGCGGGCGCGCCCAGGUGCGCCGGGCGGUGCCGGGCGGGCGGAGCCCCGCGGCCAUGGGGCCCGGAGAGGCGCUGCCCGCCCGCCCGUCCUGCCGAGCGGGUGCUGUGCUCUCUUUUUCUUGCCGUGACUCGUGCCAAGCAUUGUGCCAGAUCAUCAAUGUGUCUGAAUCACGCUCUCCUCUCCUCACCUCUAUGGAGGGGACUGGCAAUGAAACAAACUGGAGCAUUUCCGUGCCUUCUGGAAGCAAAUACCACCUCUACAUUGGCUUGGCUUUGGCUAUAGGUUCCAGUAUCUUUAUUGGGUCUAGUUUCAUACUGAAGAAGAAAGGACUUUUGAAACUGGCAGACAGAGGAGUCACCCGAGCUGGACAAGGUGGAUAUUCUUAUUUGAAGGAAUGGCUUUGGUGGGCUGGACUGCUAUCAAUGGGAUUAGGAGAAGCUGCAAACUUUGCUGCCUAUGCCUUUGCACCUGCAACCUUAUUUACCCCCUUGGGUGCACUGAGUGUUCUCGUAAGUGUUAUAUUGUCAUCCUAUUUUUUAAAAGAGAAGCUGAAUAUUCAUGGAAAGCUGGGCUGUGUACUGAGCAUUUUGGGGUCAACAGUCAUGGUUAUUCAUGCCCCAGAGGAGGAGGAGGUCACCUCACUAGAUGAGAUGGAAAGAAAGCUGCAAGAUCCAGUGUUUGUUACAUUUGCUGUUCUCCUAACAAUCGUUGCCCUUGUCCUGAUUGUUGUCGUGGCUCCAAAGAGAGGUCAGACAAAUAUACUGAUCUACAUUUUGAUUUGCUCACUCAUCGGUGCCUUCUCUGUUUCGUCUGUGAAAGGCCUGGGCAUUGCCAUUAAACAAAUGCUGGAGAGGAAGCCAGCCUAUCGCCAUCCCUUGGUUUACAUCUUGGUGGGCAUCCUGGUGCUCUCAGUCAGCACCCAGAUCAACUAUCUCAACAAAGCCCUGGACGUGUUCAACACAUCCCUUGUGACCCCCAUUUAUUACGUGUGCUUCACUACGACGGUGGUGACGUGCUCCAUCAUCUUGUUCAAGGAGUGGAGCAGUAUGGAAGUGGGUGAUAUCAUUGGGACCCUGAGUGGAUUCUGCAGUAUCAUCAUUGGCAUUUUCCUGUUGCACGCUUUCAAAAACACUAACAUCACCUGGGGUCAGUUGAUGUCCAGUGUCGCCAAAGAGCCGUCACGGCCACACCGUGAACUUGAAACCAGUCACACUUUGCUGGAGAGCAUGGAAGACCCAGCUUUGGCAUAUGAGGAGGACAACAUUUUAUUCAGCCAAUGAAACCCUCAAGCAGUGUUCAUCCUCAAAGUGUCAUGAAUUGCAAACUCAGCCCACCCAUGUCUGCUAGAAUGUUCUACUUUUCUGCAGUCCUCUGGACAUUUGUCUGUGAGCCCUGUUAAGUGUGGGCCACUCCUCUCUAUGUCAGCUGUUGGCAGUAAUGAAUGAAAAUGUUCAGUAAUUAGCAUGACAGACAGAAACCUGGUGGUGGUAUGUUAGGCAAUGAAAAAUAGGGUCCUUUUUUAUGCAGCAUCUCUUCUUGGGAAAUUUUAGCAAAAAAUGGUCUUUGUAAGCCACAUUUUAAAAAUGCAAUUUUCUUUUAAUGAUAAAAGACAAUCCUUCCUGAAGUGGCAGGUACUCGGCUAUUAUCUUGUUGAUGGCCUUAAUACUUCUGGCUUUCUUUAUAUUUUUUAUAAUUUAUUGCCAAGCAAGCUUGUAGAUUCUCUAUAUGAAGGAUAUUCAUUGGAGACCUAAUAUGAAGAAAACAGUGUUUAACCCUUUUAGUUUUUAAUAUAAAAUUUUAUGCAAGAUAUUUUUCACUUUUGAUGACCUGCCAAUGAACACUGUCACAAAAAAAUUUUAGCAAAUACAGUUCUUGAUAAGUCUCAGCUUUUUUACCCAAGGAAUCCAGACUGGAUUGUGAAUCCCUGAAUAUGUUUGUCCUAGUUUAGGACAAAAUUCCACAACUCCCUCCCCCACCACCGGGUUUGGGAGGAAUUUCCUCAGAGGAGAAGGUGGAAAAAACUUGUUUAUUGAGAAACAAUGAAAAAAACACUCCCCAACACAAGGAAAACAGUCCGAGAUGACAACAAAUGUUUUCACCGGUCCAAGAGAGGGUGAGCAGUCUCUGCUGGGGAGGGUGCCAAAGCUUCUUUCAGGUGCAGACUCCGGGGGGGUUUCCCUUGAUGUUCCCGAAUCAGGGCCCGAAACAGGUCCAAUGUCUUCAGGGAAGGGAGGAAGGAAAGAAGGGGAAACACAAAAGCAGAAAAAGAUGGCAAAAAAGCAAGCAAAAAGCAGAAAGCAAAGAGCAAAGCCAGCAAAAGCAGCCUAAAGCUAGCAGCAAGCCAGAAGCAAGCAGCCAGGGGAGGGGCUCAGCCACAGACAAAACAAACUGGGCACACGGGAACAGGGGAAAAAAAAAACCAACCACGAUUUGGGAUACAAAGCAUGAAAAUGUCCUGUCACCCCAGGACAAUGUUUGUACUUUUUUAUUUCAUAACUAAGACCAAGUUUAAGAAAAACAAAAUUUAUUAGAGGCCUGAGAACUGUUGCUACUGUCUUAAAAUGUUGCAUGAGGUUAUAGAAUUAAGUAUUCAAAGGCAGGAGAAAACCAGAAGAUGCAAUUAAAAAUUUCUACUUUGUUCUAUAUUAUUUUGAGGAUUAAGAAGGGGCUUUACUUAUUUCCAUACUUCUUCCUAAUAUAGCCAUCUAUGAAUUAGAACCCAUUUAAGCUUUUCAAAUUUUUUCCUCAUUUUCUGGGAAGGUAUUUUUCUUUAUUAAUAAUAAAGCAGUCCUGUUAAUUUUUACUUUUUUAUAAGUGCAAAAUCCACUUUACAAUCCAUGCACUACUUCUAAAAAUAUUAGGUAAAGGAUGGGCCAUAGGGCAAGGUGUGAGAAAUGUCAGAAUGUCUUUUUUUUUUUUUUUUUAGUUUGGUCUUUUCAUCUUUUCUAAAUAAGAGUAUUUGCCUCUAUUAGAUGUUUAACAAUGUGUUAAUGUACCAGAAGCCUUGGAGAUUGGUAACUGUACUGUAGUACUGUAGUUCCUCAGUUGUGGUCACUGAUCUUGGUGUCACAAAAAAGCUUGCACAGUCCGUGGUUUACUCAUUACAAUCCUUUUUGUUUUCCACUUUGUGAGUAAGUAAAGAAAUCCAGUAAUCAGAUGUGUGGGUGGUGACAAGCUCAUCAGAAAGCAGCCAUUUGGAUUUUUAGGUGUGAGUCCGGAAAGUUUGCCAGAGUAUGCCAGCACUUCCGCAGCCUAAUAAUCGAUUUUCAUCAGCUGUGAUUUAUAUGCCAAGCAGAACUUCCUCAUGAAGCAGGCUACAUGUUUUCUAAUGUGCAAAAGGAUUAGUAGGGGAGGACAGUUUGGAUGGAUAGAUUGUUCUGCCAAGGAAAGCUCAUCCUUUAGCUCUAAGAACAAAAGGGUUGCUGCUUGUAUUUCAUAUAUUUGUGUGGCAUCACCAUUAUCCAGCAGAAGGGACAUUUUCACAAAAAAUGUACUUGCUUUUGAAAUAUAAUGAUGUUGUAUACAUUAUCAAUUUGGAAUAUUUUUCAGCUUAAUUGAGUGAUGAGAUACACAGCAAUUCUUUGCUGUUAAAAUGCUUGUGUUAAAAAAGCUUCAGACAAGAAAAUCUACUAACAGGGUUUCAUUACUUCUUAGUUAAUGUAGAGAAUAGUUUGGUUUUAUUGACCAGAUUCAAGCUUCCAAAUCUUUAUAGUUCAAAACAAGUAAUACAAAUAAUAAAAAAGACUGAAGAUGGAGGGCGCUUUAUAGUUUGUUUUUUAACAAAAACUCAAAUGGCUUUUCACUCUGGAUUACACAAUUCAAAGAAUAACUGAAGAAAUUAUUGAUUGUAAAAAAGAGAAAAAGAAAGGCUUUAGCAUAGUUCUUCGCCCAUUUAUUUGUUUAUAGAGUCAUCACCACAUUUGUGGUGUGACCAAAUGAGUUAUUUGUUAGAAAAAGCAACCAGUCCAGUUCCUGAAUGGAUAUGCAUUGGCAUUUUUAAAGUUAUGUCAUAAUACUUUCUUUGAGAAGGGUGUGGACUCCUUAUAUACCAACUGCUGGCAAUAAUUAACUUAUACCAAGCAAAAUUCCUGUAUUUUUUACUGGACUUGCAUAUCUCCUAUUACACAUAAAUAGCAACUAAUAAUGAAAGAAUGUUAUUUUCUAACAGUGUCAGAAAAACAACGUUAAUGGUUAUUUUCAUGGUGUACAAGAAGUCCAUCAUGUUAGAAAUAAAUCAGUGAUUAACUUUUGUAUAAAAGCAUUUGUUGUAAGAGAUGCUAUUUUUUUUAAUGUUUAUAUUUAGUUACUAGUUUGGAAUAACUUUGAUUUUUUAAUUGAAAUUAUGCUAAUAUUUCUCUUGUAAUAAAUUAUUCAUGGUUAUGU
Molecule: messenger RNA, 4777 nt
Organism: Prinia subflava (tawny-flanked prinia)
Lineage: Eukaryota; Metazoa; Chordata; Aves; Passeriformes; Cisticolidae
Gene: NIPAL1
Product: NIPA like domain containing 1
Exons: 6
Coding region: 370-1674 (434 amino acids)
Biological process (GO): magnesium ion transport
Cellular component (GO): membrane
Molecular function (GO): magnesium ion transmembrane transporter activity
Source: RefSeq, a predicted model, not a curated record